Messenger RNA from Rana temporaria (common frog), 2539 nucleotides. RefSeq names its product phosphatase and actin regulator 3 (gene PHACTR3). The transcript is spliced from 13 exons. Gene Ontology annotation, molecular function: actin binding. Gene Ontology annotation, biological process: actin cytoskeleton organization. NCBI's taxonomy places the organism in Eukaryota, Metazoa, Chordata, Amphibia, Anura, Ranidae. The record is from RefSeq and is a predicted model, not a curated record. The coding region runs from base 265 to 1986 and encodes 573 amino acids.
UGUUUUCUGCUGCUGCUUUAGGAAAAGCAUCGAAAGGGAGGAUUUGGGGAGGAGGGGGGAAUCUGGUGUCUCCCUGGCCUGGGUGGAUUAUGCACAGCAGGUUCUGGAGGUCCAGAUGAUGCAAAGCAUCCCAGGGAAGGAAUAGAAUCCAAAGUGAUCCUCAGCAUCUGAUCCACUGAGAUCUCCUCCUUCUUCCACUUCUCAGCUGCCUCACAUAAGCUUGUUUAAUGCAACCUUCUCAAGAAACAUCACCGCUGACAGCCCAUGGCAACAUCACAGGAGCUCCAGGGGCCCUAUCUACACAGAGGGAGAUCCAACAGUGACCCCAACAUCAUCUAUGGGGACCCCACAGAGCCUGGCUCAGAGUCAGAUGAUUGCACAGAGGAAAUGGCUCAGUCCCCGGCCCUGCGGACGGAAUAUCAUCUCGUGUCGGGCAUGCGGACUCCCCCUGCCAGGAGGAACAGCAAGCUGGCCACGCUGGGCCGGAUUUUUAAACCGUGGAAAUGGAGGAAAAAGAAAAGCGACAAGCUCAAACAUUCGCCUGCAGGUCUGGAUAAGAAGAGCAGUGCCAAGCAGAACCGUGAGGAGAUUUUUAGAAAAGGACUGAUAGAGAUUGUAGAUAGAGAUCCUGAUCUUAAAGAUAGCCCAUCAGAGGAUACCACGACUGAGGACUAUAGUGAUUUCCCCUCUCCCACAAGCCCAUCGCCUUCCGCUGACGAGACCCUGCAAGAGAUCUUAUCCGCAGCAAAUUUCAGCUCCCUGGAUGAGGACCAGCAAGUAGAAGAGGACGCAGGUAAAGUGCAGAUGACGUUGGAAGAAGAGCUGAAGGACUCUGUGGAGAAGACAUUACAAGCCUUACUUCUCACCGAAUCUCUAGAGUCUCCAUCUCCAGAGAGAAACACAACGCUCCUCAACAGCCCCCCGCUACUUCCAUUGACCCAGCCUAAGACAUGCACGUGGGCUAACCAGUCUAUAACAGGUACAGAAAUGGAAGACAUCCCCUCCCCUCCAGCGAGGAUCAUGAAAAAUCCUGCCUCCGUUGGCUCCUCCCACAUCUCAGGACACACCAAUCUCUUCCAGCCAUCCGGCCACAAAAUCUCAGAAAACAAUGGUUCAGUGAUGAAGGGCCAGAACCCCACUCCAACAGGCUCCCCCCACCUGCCUGCCAUGCAUAUGCCUUUACCUUCCAGCCGAGUCAUAGAGGAACUCCACCGGGCGCUGGCCACCAAACAUCGCCAAGACAGCUUUCACAAUCGGGAUGUGAAGUCUUCUCCGAAGAAGAGGGUGGAGUUUCGAACCUCACGGCCCUCCAGCAUGGACAAGAGCAGAGACAGCUCCACGGAGAGCGACUGCGAGAACAAGUGCGGCUCAGUAAAAGAAGCCGAGGAAAACAAAGAAAACUUGAUCAGGGAUUCCAGCCAUAAAGACAACAUGCUGUUAUAUGAGGACGAAGAUGAACUCAACAGCUCUGUUAUCUCUGGCACUAUGCCUAGAAAGUACAAAAAGGAAUUGUUAACGGUGAAGCUGAGGAAUCGACCCAGCAAGCAAGAAUUGGAAGACAGAAACAUCUUCCCGCAGAGGACAGAUGAGGAGAGGCAGAAGAUAAGAGAGCAGAUUGAAAUCAAGCUUUCAAAGCGCCUGAGCCAAAGACCAGCUGUGGAGGAACUGGAAAGAAGGAAUAUCCUAAAACAGAGGAAUGACCAGACAGAACAAGAAGAACGAAGGGAAAUCAAGCAGAGGCUGACAAGAAAGCUCAAUCAAAGGCCAACAGUAGACGAACUGCGAGAGAGAAAAAUCCUGAUACGAUUUAGUGAUUAUGUGGAGGUGGCAAAAGCCCAGGAUUACGAUAGAAGAGCAGAUAAGCCAUGGACCAGAUUAUCUGCAGCAGACAAGGCUGCUAUACGAAAAGAACUUAAUGAAUAUAAAAGCAAUGAAAUGGAAGUACAUGCUUCAAGCAAACAUUUGACCAGGUAUCACAGACCGUAAAAUCUUUCAUGCAUAGGAAAAACGGUCCUACUUUGCAAUUACAAAAAUCGCUGAACAUGUUCCAUGAGGAGCAAUGAGGUUCAGUUGUGAAGUUGAGCGCCUGGCGCUCUGAAAUUUUCGCAGAGAGUACAUUGUGGGUGAGAAGGAGAAACUGUCUGCUACACUCCCUGAUGUGGAGUGGAACGGCGAUGAGUUCACCGCGCAUGUCUGGGGACUGAUCAGCCCCAACAGGGGAGAGAAACUAAGCUCAAGGAUACACACGCAAAACAAAAGUGGGUGUCGCUGAGAGACACUGGAUGGACACUGGAUUGACGCUGUAUAUUGCAGCAAGACGCUGUGCAUGGCGACAUCAUAAUGGACAACCGCAGCCAGCACAUCUAUCAGUAUUACAUCGACAUGUCCGCCUCGUCACACUUUCUUUGUAAAGGUCAUGCCUCGGCAAAGUAUUUUCAUGUUUUAUAUUAUGUUUCUUUUUUUAAAUGUCUUAAAAUGUUACAUUUUCCUGGUUACGUUAUUCUUAUUAAAAAAAAGAAAAAUCAAACAUUGCUGAAAA